GCUCCCUGUGGUCGUUGCUCGGCGCUCUGCUCUACGCCGUUUACAUCGUUAUGAUAAAGAGGAACGUCGAUCGCGAGGAUAAGUUGGACAUUCCCAUGUUUUUUGGAUUUGUUGGACUCUUUAAUCUCCUCCUGCUGUGGCCCGGCUUUUUCUUGCUCCAUUACACGAAGAUCGAAGCCUUUGAAUUUCCUAAUAAUCUGGUGUGGAUUUAUCUGGUGAUCAAUGGCCUUGUGGGCACCGUGCUCUCCGAGUUCCUUUGGCUCUGGGGCUGCUUCCUGACAUCGUCUCUGAUCGGCACCCUGGCUCUGAGUCUUACCAUCCCCCUCUCCAUCAUCGCUGAUAUCUGCAUGCAGAAGGUGAGCUUCUCGUGGGUGUUCUUUGCCGGUGCUUUCCCCAUCUUCAUCUCCUUCUUUAUUGUGACGUUGCUCUGCCAUUAUAACAACUGGGAUCCAGUCAUGGUCGGCUUGCGGAGGAUCUUCGCCUUUGUAUGCCGGAAGCAUCGGCCAGCAAGGACAUCGGAAGACCCGGAACAGACUCAGAGUCUCAUCCCGCUGCACCCCAUUGGCCCCGAGGAUGACCCCGGCGGCGGCUCCUCAUAGAGGAAGCUUUUCCUGGCGGAGUGACAAUCUUCGGGGGACGUUCCUGCACCCCCCACCCUCCACCUGCCUUAAUGAGCCCAUCGCUGAACCUGGGAAUCCGGAGACACAUCACAUCCCGCUGUAUGCCGGAGUAUCGAGCUGACCACGCCCACUUUGGAGGAGGAUCUACCGAAAUCUGUCCGAAUCGGACCUCCUCCGUACUGAGCCAGAAUGUCCCGCCUCCUGUGUUCUGACCAAUCAUGAUUGUCCGUGCAUCAUGCCACCGCUCUGAUUGGAGGCGUGGGCAGUGUGGAGAAGUUUCCUGCUCGCAGCCCCUCCCCCUCGCCAUGCUGCUCUGUGAUUGGUCGGACAUAAUUGGGAGGAAGAAUUUCCCUCCUCGGCGUUUUCUCGCUGCAAACGGUUAAUGUGGAACUGCUAAUCAAAUUCCGAUCUUGUUGGCGGUUUGGCCGGCAGUCACCUCUCCGCCGCAUCGUUCCAGAGAGACCGACUCAUUUGCACUAAACAAUCUUCACCUGACGCGUUUCAAUCACCAUAAAGCAAUUCUGGGCCCGU
Rana temporaria (common frog) is the source of this 1151-nucleotide messenger RNA. RefSeq names its product solute carrier family 35 member F5 (gene SLC35F5). Lineage: Eukaryota; Metazoa; Chordata; Amphibia; Anura; Ranidae. The record is from RefSeq and is a predicted model, not a curated record. Gene Ontology annotation, biological process: regulation of peptide transport.